This is a messenger RNA of Auanema sp. JU1783, 1062 nucleotides long. NCBI's taxonomy places the organism in Eukaryota, Metazoa, Nematoda, Chromadorea, Rhabditida, Rhabditidae. The record is from the annotation of a GenBank genome assembly.
AUGUCGAACGAAAAAGGAGAUACACUUUGGCAAUGUAGAGAUAUUCGUUUCGAUGUGGAUCAUCGAAUGCUCCGCUUGAUCCCAGGCGAAUGCCUUAUCGAUCGUCUGGAUAAUGUUGAAGAUACGAAGGGAAAUAACGGAGAGAGAGGAGUGAUUAGAAUAACGAACCUCCGAGUUAUCUGGCACUCCGCUACCAUGACCAGAGUCAAUUUGUCAAUUGGGUACGGAUGCAUUACGGGGAUGCAGACAAAACGUGUUCAAUCAAAAAUUCGAGGAGUGGAUACAGAGGCUCUAUUCAUGUUGGCACGAGUGAGGGAAAGCCAAACAAAGUUUGAAUUCAUCUUCACAUCGGUCACUUCUAGUCUACACGCUCGUCUAUUCAAUACAAUAUCAUCAGUUCUCCGCUCUUAUGAGACUACCAAACUCUACAGGGAGUUGAAGAUGAGAGGAGCCAUUAUUGACGACAACGAAGACUUGAAGCUCUUACCUGGAGAACAAAUGUGUGAAAGACUGUCAGGGGUUUGGAAUUUGAGUCAUGAUCAAGGUACACUUGGGGUGUUUGUGAUCACCAACUUGCGUAUCGUUUGGUUCGCUCAGACGAAUACUAAUUAUAAUGUAUCUAUACCUUAUUUGCAACUCUUCGGAAGUAAACUUCGAGAUUCCAAGUUUGGCCCAGCUCUUGUCUUAGAGACUACUACUGCGAGUGGAGAAUACGUGCUGGGAUUCCGUAUAGAUCCUUCUGAGAAAAUGCAUGCGACGUGUAAAAUGAUUCAUGCUCUCCAUAAGAAUCAGUUCAUGAAUCCAGUAUAUGGAGUGACGUUCAAGUUCCAAGCAGCUGGACCUACACCAGAAACUGAGGCCAUUGACCAUUUGGAGGAUGACAUAGAAGUGGAGGAGAAACAGCUAAGGACAGAUGCUUUUGCAGCAUAUUUCACACAAGGAACAACUAGUAACCACGAUGAGAAGCGACCGCCAGUGUUUUCCGAAAAUCUUGGUUUAGCCGUGGAGCAACUAAAAUCAGGGUUCACGAUUGAAGACUUGUGGACAGUUCAUGUCGAGUAG